GCAACGCCAUCUAAAAGCAAAAACAAAAGCCAGCGUAUCUUACCAUAUUCUGUUGUGUUUGCGAACUACUACUUUUUCUUCAUACCUCUCGAAAUGCCCCGCGAAACCGGACGCCGUCGCCGCAACGCUGACGAUGAUGAAAGCAGCGGCGAGGACGAGCAGCAGCAGACGACCACCACCAACACACAGGCGACCGGCGCCACUGCCCCUGAGGUCCCCGUCGCUCCUACCCGCGCUCGUGCGAAGGCACCGCCGGCGGCUCUGGUGAAGCCGCCGACACACGCCGACCCCGCUGCUGCUGCUGCAAGCAACAGCAAUAACACCAACAGCGUCACUGCCCCCGCGCCGGUGGCUGCGCAGGAGGGCGAGGAGCAGGAGGGCGCGGGAGCGGCGAAGGCCACAGACGCUGCAACAGCGGCAGCGGCGGCCGCACACGCCUCAGCCCUCGCCCCCAACGGGAAGGACCUGGCCAAUCUGCAGGAGACAAUCGACUACGACGCGCUGACCUACACCGCCCUGCUCGCCCUCAUGAAGCAAGUGAGUCGUCCCGUGCUGGAGGAGUUGAUGGCGCAGCGGGAGCAGCAGAUAGAGAGCACCAUGCAGCAGCAGCAGGGGCAGCGUGUGGAGCGCUUCUUGGACCUGGCAGCGAGCCCAUCUGCGGAUGCCACCGCCGCCGCGGCAGCAGGGGCGAACUCUAGCGACGCCGACCCCGUCGAGGGCUAUCGCUACAAUGCGAUGCUGACGCGGCUCUUCGAGGCGCUGAACCGCAACAACGAGAGCAGCGCCAUGACGGAGCGCAACCAGGUCCCGGUGCCGAUCCUGGAGCGCAUGGGCAAGAAGAAGACGGUGAUUGCAAACUUCGGCCGCAUCUGCGAGGCCUUCCACCGGCCCAUGGAGGACGUGAAGGACUUUAUCGAGAAGGAGCUCUCCAUUCGCGGCAACCUCGACAGCAACAACGCCCUCAUUUUGAAGUUUGAGAUCCGCAAGCAGACAGACUUUGAUCGGGUGUUGAUCAAGUAUCUGGACGAGUAUGUGAAGUGCAACUCGUGCCAUCGCAUUGACACCACGCUGACGAAGGACGGUCGCCGGUUGGAGCUGCGCUGUAACGUGUGCACGGCGACGCGCACGGUGACGGCGGCAGGCUCGGCCACCUUCAGCGCGCAGAUCGAGAAGCGCUCCCGCCAGCGUGCGGCCAUGACGCUGUAA
This is a messenger RNA of Leptomonas pyrrhocoris, 1206 nucleotides long. RefSeq names its product translation initiation factor-like protein. Gene Ontology annotation, cellular component: eukaryotic translation initiation factor 2 complex. Lineage: Eukaryota; Euglenozoa; Kinetoplastea; Trypanosomatida; Trypanosomatidae. Gene Ontology annotation, molecular function: translation initiation factor binding; translation initiation factor activity; mRNA binding. Gene Ontology annotation, biological process: formation of cytoplasmic translation initiation complex; translational initiation; formation of translation preinitiation complex. The transcript has a single exon. The record is from RefSeq and is a predicted model, not a curated record. Bases 94 to 1206 code for a protein of 370 amino acids.